This is a messenger RNA of Neurospora crassa OR74A, 1062 nucleotides long. It is a transcript of the gene hH2A, whose product is annotated as histone H2A. Gene Ontology annotation, molecular function: DNA binding; protein heterodimerization activity; structural constituent of chromatin. Gene Ontology annotation, cellular component: nucleosome. The coding region runs from base 227 to 631 and encodes 134 amino acids. NCBI's taxonomy places the organism in Eukaryota, Fungi, Ascomycota, Sordariomycetes, Sordariales, Sordariaceae. The transcript is spliced from 3 exons. The record is from RefSeq and is a predicted model, not a curated record.
UCGAUCAACAACCUCCGGAAAGCGUGGCUGAUCCGUGUUUGCAGCGCCCUGACGCGAAAACUACUUAAUAUGCACAUCCCCCGCCAGCCCUCGUUCUCGUCCACCUCAACUACACUUCCCAACAAACAACUUCUGCUUUCUACGUCAACCGAAACGACGCGACUUCCGAGUCUUACCGCUUCAACGAACACCCAUUUUUUCAACCACACCCAAUCAAACUAUCAAAAUGACUGGAGGCGGCAAGUCCGGCGGCAAGGCCAGCGGUUCCAAGAACGCGCAAUCCCGUUCUUCCAAGGCUGGUCUCGCUUUCCCCGUCGGUCGUGUCCAUCGUCUCCUCCGCAAGGGCAACUACGCCCAGCGUGUUGGUGCCGGCGCUCCCGUCUACCUCGCCGCUGUUCUCGAGUACCUCGCUGCCGAAAUUCUUGAGCUUGCUGGCAACGCUGCUCGCGACAACAAGAAGACUCGUAUCAUUCCCCGUCACCUUCAGCUCGCCAUCCGCAACGAUGAGGAGUUGAACAAGCUUCUUGGCCACGUCACCAUUGCCCAGGGUGGUGUUCUCCCCAACAUUCACCAAAAUCUCCUUCCUAAGAAGACCGGCAAGACUGGCAAGAACGCGAGUCAAGAACUUUAAAGCCGGAGCUUAGUUUAAUUUCUGUUUUCUCUUCCCUUUUUUCUGGUUGGCACGUUGGGUUCAUGAAAUUGGGGUUCACGGUCUAGGGUCAACGGUUGCUUUUCAUCUUUGGGCUGUACAUUAUCCCCGUCAACGGCGAUGGGUCAUGAAUGCGAAUAUCUUUUGAGCAUCAAUCAAAAGUGCCGUUAAUAUCUCCAUGGUUUCAGUCUCACUUUCGUUCAUUCGUUGUGACGAGUAUGCUCAAUAGCUGGCACUACGCCAUGCUGAACCGGCUGUAGUCUGCGCUCAUGUUCAACAGCUACCCCGCUAUUUUGUCUGCCUGGUUCAGAUUCCCGCUUCCGAAAGUCAUGUACGGGACAUACCAAACCCAUGAAUUCUUUGAUGAAAACCAGCUUGAACGUGUCUAUUCGUGACCAUCUGUAUAAAGUAAC